Messenger RNA from Staurois parvus, 327 nucleotides. NCBI's taxonomy places the organism in Eukaryota, Metazoa, Chordata, Amphibia, Anura, Ranidae. The record is from the annotation of a GenBank genome assembly.
AUGAAAACGCAUGAAGGGAGAAGGAGUGACACAUGUGAGUUCUGUGGCAAAGUAUUUAAGAACUGCAGCAACCUCACGGUCCAUCGCCGGAGCCACACAGGGGAACGGCCUUACAAAUGUGAGCUCUGCAACUAUGCAUGUGCACAGAGCAGCAAGCUGACGCGCCACAUGAAAACACAUGGCCAGAUAGGUAAGGAGGUGUACCGCUGUGACAUUUGCCAGAUGCCCUUCAGUGUUUACAGCACCCUGGAAAAACACAUGAAAAAGUGGCACGGAGAACACUUGCUGACAAAUGACGUGAAAAUUGAGCAGGCAGAAAGAAGCUAA